AAAAUAAAAAAUCACGACUGUUACGGUUAUGUUUAGAUAUGAGGAUGGAAAACGCUCCCGUGGGUUUUAUUUUCUGCCACAGCUAGCGCUAAUUUAUGUAAUGCUCUUAUGGGUCGUAUAAGAGGGUAGCAAUAAUAUGUCUAUAUGGUCGUAUGGUUUGUGAGGAAUGUUAUUAUAUAAAGCAAUGCUAUCUUUCAUAAUCGUUUCUUAAUAGAAAGUUUAACACACUUUCCAACACAUUUACUACUGCAGUUCCAGCUUUUCUCUAAUAUGUGCAUGGAAAAUGUUUUGACUCUCUGAUAAACAAGUUGAAAUAUUGAACUCCUUGGCGAAGGGUGUGGAAGAAUCCAACUAUAAACAAAAAUGCUCGUAGCAGAUCUCUCCACUGACUCAGUGUACACACAUGAGCCCUGUUCCAGACGUGUCUUUUCUCAGGAGCAUUUUCAUGAAACGUACGCCCAUGGAGGCAAUGACACUAUCUGUGGCAACACUGUGGUCUGAAAACAGCAGUGCGUCCCUGCCAUCCGGUCCAACAGAGGAUCCGACCUCGGCAGAAUGGGAGCUCGUCCACACCAUCAUACCCCCGUACAUCUUCACCUUAUCCCUGUUAGGCCUUCUGUUUAACAGCUUUGUCCUGGGGGUGUUCUUUGCCCACAAGGAUCGCCUGACUGUAGCGGAGAUCUACCUGAGCAACCUGGCGCUGGCUGACUUUAUUCUCCUGUGUGGCCUCCCCUUCUGGGCGAUGAACAUCCUCAACAACUUCAACUGGCCGUACGGAGAUGCCUUAUGCAAACUGGUCAACUCCAUCAGCAUCAUCAAUUUCUACACCAGCAUCCAAACCCUGGUCAUGAUUAGUGUUGACCGCUACCUGGCACUUGUGAAGACCAUGAAGGCCAGGUGGCUGAGACGGACACUCUUUGCCAAGGUGAUCUGCUCCAUCCUGUGGAUAUCAGCGGUCGUACUGAGCAUGCCAACCAUUGUUCACAGAAAGGUGAAGUUUAUCAAGGAGCUCGAGACAAUGUCCUGUAUACUGGAUUAUAGCCAUGACAGCUCUUGGAAGUUGGCCCAUCAGUUUCUGAUAAAUGUUGUAGGCUUUGUACUCCCUGUUCUGGUCAUUGUUUUCAGCAGUGGGAACAUAAUCAAGGCUUUAGUCCAGAGAAGGGAGAGUGUAGCUUAUCAUGACACUAAUAACGCAAAGGCCACAGUACUGGUGUAUGCUGUCACACUACUUUUCUUACUGUGCUGGGGUCCCUUCCAGGUCUUUACCUUCCUCGACACACUCUGUGAUCUCCACGUGCUGGAUGAGAAGCUGUGGUCCCACACUCUCGAUAUAGGAGGCCAGGUUUCAGUGUAUCUGGCCUUUCUCAAUAGUGCUCUGAACCCAAUGCUGUAUGUCUUCUCAGGGCAGUACUUUAGGAGGAAGGUUAGCUCCAUCUACAGGAGGACUAGAUGUCGCAGAGAAUCAGAUAUGACCACAUAUCAACGCUCUGUUGUGUCCACUUACAUUAACAGAACGGAGCAAAUUAAGACUGUGGUAAUUUUUAAUGCAGGCUGAGAUGUGACUCUUCAUGACAUCAUCCACUUCCUUUGCUGCUUUUGGAAAAUGCAAUGCAAUAUACAGGAUAUGAGUCUCGAGGUUCUCAUUUAAUUUCAUGAGACUUAACAUAAUAUGUAUGUAAUGCUGUUAAAUGGUUUAAAACCACUAACAAAGGAUGUAUUUGCAGAUAUAAUGGGCACAGCCAUAGUUAAUGGCUGUAAUAUGUAGAAGAAAUGGAAGCAGAUUAUAUGUUUACAAUCUCCAUAAAGACAUGCAGUAUGUAUUUGAAUUUGUUUUAUUUAACUGACUCCAAAAAGCAGUUUAAAUCUGCAGGCUACCAGGAGAUAAAGGACACUUAACUUUGUAUACAUUACCUGUACAUUCAUAAUUCCCCUUGCACAGUAUGUCUUGACAUGUAAACUUAAAAUGUUUUUAGUAGUGACAUACACAAUUUGCAAGUUUCUCUUUAGUAUGAACACUUGUUACUUUAAGCUGUUUUUGUGUACGGUAUUACUGGACUAAUUUGUGUAAUAAACUCAACUGAACAACUGAAGUACUAUAAUAAUAAUGAGAAGUGAAUGCAAAGCAUGAAUGCAAGACAUGAUCUAAGACAUAAC
Sander lucioperca (pikeperch) is the source of this 2154-nucleotide messenger RNA. RefSeq names its product bradykinin receptor B1 (gene bdkrb1). The transcript has 2 exons. Gene Ontology annotation, cellular component: membrane. Gene Ontology annotation, biological process: G protein-coupled receptor signaling pathway; immune response; neutrophil chemotaxis. Gene Ontology annotation, molecular function: bradykinin receptor activity. The record is from RefSeq and is a predicted model, not a curated record. The coding region runs from base 404 to 1555 and encodes 383 amino acids. NCBI's taxonomy places the organism in Eukaryota, Metazoa, Chordata, Actinopteri, Perciformes, Percidae.